GAUAGGUGGUUGUCAUGGUUUCUGGGGUCACAUGUAGCUGCGGGCUCCUCUUUGGCGGAUACAAUACGGCGGUGACUGCGGUAGGCGGAGGACGCUCUGCCCUGAACCCCGACUCUCUAGUCACUGGGCUGUGUGUGCAGCGGCCGGGAUUAGGAGUACAAUGGUGAGGAGGGCGCAGUGUGCAGGCGGCUGCUGAUUACGGGUUGUCGGCGCCUCCCGCGGCUUUUCUUUAGCCACUGUCUCCCCGGGAAGUAUGUGAGCCGCGGCGUGUGAAGGUGGUCGCUCUAUUACUUGUGGAUUGGGCCGUCCUCCUGUGAUGCAGCGCGGCCUGCUUUGUGUCUUCUAGAGCCCAUGGAAGUUCCGCACAUCUCCGGCAUUGCACUGAUUAGAGAGCAUCGUGCUUAGGUGUAUGGCGAGCAGGUGACGGUGCCUGCACCAUUGCAGUGGUCACCCCCGUCUGCUCACGCUCAUUCCCUGGACCAGCUGCCAUUGUGCAGCCGCCUCCCAAACCCUACACCCCCCAUCACCCCCACUGACCGUCGCCCCAGGGAUGAGUAUAGAAAUCCCAGAGGGGCUGACGGAGCUGCUGCAGAGCUUUACCGUGGAGGUGCUGAGGAAGCAGCCGGAGGACCUGCUGGAAUUCGCCCUGCAGUACUUCACCCAGCUAAAGGAGAGCCAGGGGGCUGCCCUCAGCCAUGGCACCCACCUACCCUUCAGGCAUGCCAAAGGGGUCAACUUUGCUGAGGAGCCCAUGCAGACCGACUCUGAGAACGGGGACGAGGAGGAUGACGAGGAGGAAUUUGUCGCUCCAAUCAUAAGCAGAUUUGCAAGGCGUGCAUCUGUGUGUGCAGAAGCAUAUAAUCCAGAUGAAGAAGAUGAUGAAACAGAAAAAAGGAUCAUCAACCCAAAAACAGAUGAUCAGCGACACAGAUUGCAAGAAGCUUGCAAAGACAUACUCCUUUUCAAGACCUUAGAUCAAGAACAGAUGUCUCAAGUAUUAGAUGCAAUGUUUGAGAAGUUGAUCAAAUGUGGAGACCACAUAAUAGAUCAAGGUGAUGACGGGGACAACUUUUAUGUAAUUGACAGGGGGACGUAUGACAUAUAUGUAAAGGUAGAUGGUGUGGGAAGAUGUGUUGGUUGUUAUGACAACCGAGGAAGUUUUGGGGAGUUGGCAUUAAUGUAUAACACACCUAGAGCUGCUACAAUAAUUGCUACAUCAGUUGGGACAGUAUGGUGUCUGGACAGAGCGACUUUCCGAAGAAUUAUUGUGAAAAACAAUGCUAAAAAAAGAAGAAUGUAUGAAAACUUUAUUGAAUCCCUGCCAUUUUUAAAGUCUUUAGAACUGUCAGAACGCUUAAAGGUGGUAGAUGUUAUAGACACCAAAACCUACGGUGACGGAGAACAGAUUAUCGCUCAGGGUGAUGGAGCAGACAGUUUUUUUAUUGUUGAAACGGGGGAAGUGAAAAUAACAAUGAAAAUCAAGAGUAAAGCAGAUGUAGAACAGAAUGAAGCGGUUGAAAUCGCUCGGUAUUCCAGAGGGCAGUAUUUUGGAGAACUGGCCUUGGUGACCAACAAACCCAGAGCUGCCUCAGCAUACGCUGUCGGGAUCGUGAAAUGUUUAGCCAUGGACGUGCAAGCUUUUGAAAGGCUCUUGGGACCAUGUAUGGAGAUAAUGAAAAGGAACAUUGCAAAUUAUGAAGAACAGCUGGUUGCACUGUUUGGAACAAACAUGGACAUAACUGACCCAAGUUCCUGAGUAAAAAUGGCAAUUCUGAAGACAUGAAGAGAAGCAAAAUAGCACAGUUGUGGUCAGUCCACAGAGGAUGUGUCUGUUUUUUUGUGUAGAUGCCAAGCAUAUUCUGUGAUUUUCUUUUUUUUUUUUUUUUUUUUUUUUUUAACAUUAGCCCCUUUAGUGGCAGAAGAGCUUGCAAUCCAUGACUGCUUUGCAAUAGCUUGCUUAUCACACUUAAGGUUGUGACAUUUUUAACAGAUUUUUUAUUAUUAUUUUUUUUUUUGUUAUUACACCAGGUUUCUCUGUGAGGAAAGUUGUGAUUUUCUAGACAAUAGACUUCAUUUGCAAUUUUUCCUCAGUAAACAUUUAGAUAAAAAAAAAAUAAUAUAUCAGUAUUCUGGUAUAGAUGGACCAGCGCUAUAUCUUCUCCAAACUGUAGAUGCUAAGCUAAUGGGUCAAAUACAUCUGCUACUGGUAGAGUAAUCAUACGUAAUGGCAGUUAUAUCAGUCAGGUAGGCUUAGCAUGGUUUUGUGCAUUACCUCAUUUAGAAUGAAAGUAAAUCCAGUAAAUGAGCCAGUAAGCAUGCCACGUCAUUGAAUACAGGACACCACUUUUCUAUAGGUUUUAUACACUGUGACUGUACUUUAUUUUCAAAUUGUUCGCUUUCAGAAUCAGGUUUAGGCCUCUUGCACACAACCGUAUGGCUUUUUCAGUAUUUUGCGGUCUGCAAAAAAACGGAUCCGCAAAAAAUACGGAUGACAUCCGUGUGCAUUCAGUUUUUUUGCUGAACAGAA
Molecule: messenger RNA, 2527 nt
Organism: Bufo gargarizans (Asiatic toad)
Lineage: Eukaryota; Metazoa; Chordata; Amphibia; Anura; Bufonidae
Gene: PRKAR2B
Product: protein kinase cAMP-dependent type II regulatory subunit beta
Exons: 11
Coding region: 551-1756 (401 amino acids)
Biological process (GO): regulation of protein phosphorylation
Cellular component (GO): cAMP-dependent protein kinase complex
Molecular function (GO): cAMP-dependent protein kinase regulator activity
Source: RefSeq, a predicted model, not a curated record